Molecule: messenger RNA, 1553 nt
Organism: Helicoverpa armigera (cotton bollworm)
Lineage: Eukaryota; Metazoa; Arthropoda; Insecta; Lepidoptera; Noctuidae
Gene: Cluap1
Product: clusterin-associated protein 1
Exons: 12
Coding region: 81-1538 (485 amino acids)
Biological process (GO): cilium assembly
Cellular component (GO): cilium; centrosome; intraciliary transport particle B
Source: RefSeq, a predicted model, not a curated record
UACGACAAAUAAACAGUAAGGUGUCUUGUCAAGGCACAUUGCUGGAAAAUAUUUUCUAUCGUAAAAAAAUACUUUUCAUCAUGUCUUAUCGUGAUUUGAGGAAUUUCAGCGAGGCAAUGCGAACCCUAGGCUUUCCGAAGCCGAUAUCCCUCGAGAGCUUCAGGACCCCUAACUGGGAGCUGCUGGAGGAGUGCCUGCGCUGGCUGGCGGCGCGCGUGGAGCCGGAUGCCGAGCUCGGCGGCGGCAGGCACUCGGUGGAGCAGCGGGUGGCACUCGUCACCCACGCUAUUGCGCUGUUUCAUUCUCGUGCCAACAUAAAGUUGAACGGCAAGCGCGUGUACGGCGCGGACGGGUGGGCGGUGCGCGAGAUGAUGAAGGUGGCGACACUGCUGCGCGCGGCGCUGGAGUCUCCUGGCACGGAGGAACCGCUGCACGACACUGCACCACUUAGCUAUGACGUCACUAGUCGGUUGGGCGAGAUCAAGCAGGCGCGAGCUUUGGCGACUGAUAUCACUGCACAAGGUGCCUUCCUCUACGAUUUGUUGGCUAAAGAACCCGAGAACAAGGAGCACCGCGAGCAAGCUCUCUCCCGUGCACUGGACAUGUCAGCCAUGGAGGCGAGUCUCCGUCGAGCCCUGGACGCGGUCACCGGCCAGCUGACUGCAGGACGGGAGCAGAUCGACAGCGUGGCCGCCAGCGAGGCCGCGCUCGACGCCAAGCUCGAGAGGAAGAGGGCUGAGCUCAUGAGGGCUGAGAAGAGGCUGCAUACCGUGCAGAAGAUCAAGCCAGCGUACCAGGGCGAGCUUACAGCGCUGGAAGCCGAGAUUGAGCAGCUGUGGGAGCAGUAUGUGCUACGGUACCGCUGCGUCGAGGCACUCAAACACCAGCUUAGUCUACUCGAGACCGCGCAGGCUGAGGCGGCUGAAGAACAACAAGCUGCUAUAAUGCAGCUCAUCCACAAGUACGAAGCUGAAGAUGUUCUCGGCAAACUGAGUGAUUCCGAUGAUAUGGAUUCGAGUGACGAAGAAAAGAAUGCGAGUGAGGUGAAGCAACCCAGACCGGCCACCAGACCUAAGACUAGGUUGAGGAUUAAGACUGCAGGCACUGCAGCAGCCGAGGCUCGUCGCGCGUUCGGCAGCAUGGCAGCACGGGACUCGCUGGACGACAUCCGCGAUGAGGACGACGACCGCUCCGACUCUGACCUCUCCGACCGACAGCUCUACGCCGACCUCUCGCUCUCCAGGAGGGGCGCGCCCAGCACUGAAGGUCGCAUGCUGUCUGCCGCCACUGCGUUUGGUGGUGGUGACGUGGCGUCCCGCUGGUCUCGCGCGCGGCCGCGUCCUGCCACACGCACGCUCGCUGUUACUGAUGACGACGACUUCGCUGAUCUCAUCGAAGGAGUGGAGAGUGGAGAAGGUGGCGACGGAGGUGAUGGUGACUCUCUAGGCAGUUCCUCAGAGAGUGAGCUCCGCGUCACCAGCGCUCGCCCCAGCGCCGCGCCCGGCCGUGCCUCCGCACUCAGCGAUAAUGAGUUCUAAACCUUACGCAUAUAA